AUGUCUUCUCCUUUUCCUUUUCUUACACAAACUACUGGUAAAAUACAAGCAUUUCCUCCAAGAGUUUUAAACAUUACAGAAGGGGGUAGUAUUAUCGAGUGUCAUAUUCAAAUUACUGAUGGUAAGUAUGGUCAAGAUGACAUUUUAGAAUUUACUUCAUUUUUAUUUAUAAAGAAAAAUCAAACUUCUUCUCAUGGGUAUUUAGUUUCAAAAGUUAUUACUCCUACCCCUGUAAGAAUUAUACGAAGAUCUAUUGUAACACAUAACAUUACAAAGUUUAUUGACUCUUUACCUUCUCUUAAUGUUAUUCUUCCUUUAGAAGACAUAAAACGUAAUUCAGAAAAUAUCACUAUCAAUGGUACAUUAAAUUGGAAUGAUAAAAUUAUGCAUUUCACAUUAUGUCCUCUUAAUAAAAAAGAAUUAGAGGAUAGUGCCUUACCAUAUCUUGGGCUUGUUCUUAUUCUUGCAAUUAUUCAAGCCUUUGCAUUUGUUAAACAAAUGGAUUAUGCUAAAACUGAAAGUUCAUUAAAACGAUCAUCAUACAACACUAUAGUAUUUAUGGCAACAAGUGAUGCGUUUGUGUGUCAUGUUCAUGUAUACCUUGCUUCAUUAUUUACGCCAUCUUCAUUAGCUUUUAGGUUUUCUAUUUUAUUAUCAUUCUUAUAUUUUAUGAUAUUUUCUGUAUAUGAUGUCAAAUAUAUAUUUACAAUAUGGAAAUCACAAUAUGGAACAGUCUCACAACGUUCUGCAAUGUUAUUAUAUUUAAGGUUAUAUGCUACAUUAUUUAUUUUAUUUAUAUUAUCAGUUUUUUCAUUACAUUAUUUUCUCAUAGUUUGUUUUUCCUUAUGGAUACCUCAAAUUUAUCAGAAUAUUAUUACAAAUAAUUCUCAAGUUAUUUCAUUACAUUAUAUUAUUAUUACUACAUUUCCACGAUGUGUUUUAGUACUUUAUUGGUUUGCCUUUCCUUAUAACUUUAUGAAUUAUAGAGUUGAUGGAAUAUUAGUUAUAACUCUUUUUUCACUUGUUUUCCUACAAGUCCUUGUGAUUGUUAUUCAAAAACGAUUUGGUGCUCGUUGUUUUAUACCAAAAUUUAUUCAAAAAUUAUGUAUAAAUGAAGAGUAUAAUUACCAUCAUGGAUGGAGUGAUAUUGCUAAAAUAAGAGGUGCUUUAGAGUGUGUUAUUUGUAUGGCACCAAUAGAAAACACUCAUAUGGAGACAGGAUGUCCUGAAAUAGUUGUAACACCUUGUGGACAUGUUUUUCAUACUGAUUGUUUAGCAUCAUGGAUAGAUUAUAAGAUGGAUUGUCCAACAUGUAGAACGUCAUUAGAGGGAGUUUUCUAA
Entamoeba dispar SAW760 is the source of this 1341-nucleotide messenger RNA. RefSeq lists its product as uncharacterized. The transcript has a single exon. NCBI's taxonomy places the organism in Eukaryota, Evosea, Mastigamoebida, Endamoebidae. The record is from RefSeq and is a predicted model, not a curated record. The coding region runs from base 1 to 1341 and encodes 446 amino acids.